Molecule: messenger RNA, 1617 nt
Organism: Penicillium subrubescens
Lineage: Eukaryota; Fungi; Ascomycota; Eurotiomycetes; Eurotiales; Aspergillaceae
Product: pseudouridine synthase family protein
Exons: 2
Coding region: 1-1617 (538 amino acids)
Biological process (GO): pseudouridine synthesis
Molecular function (GO): RNA binding; pseudouridine synthase activity
Source: RefSeq, a predicted model, not a curated record
AUGGCCCUCGUCAACGUCGACACCUCUUUGCAGGUGCCUCCUCAAGACCCUGUCGAAAAAACUCCCGAUGUGAUUGUCACCCCUUGCGAUCCAUGGCCUGCGCCGUAUUAUAUGGAACGGGGAUUGCGUCGUGUUCGUCCGUAUCAUUACACUUAUAACACGAACUGCAAGGAGAGAUGGCGGGGUAAAAGGUUGGAGGAUAUUUUUACGUCUGAGUUCCGUGACCGGGCACCGGAUUACUAUAGGGCCGCACUCGAUAACGGCUUGAUCUGCGUCAACGGCAAGCCCGCCGGCCGAGAUACUAUCAUCAAGAACGGCCAGGUUGUCUCGCAUACCACCCACCGCCACGAACCUGCCGUGACCAGCGCUCCGAUCGGUAUUAUCCACGAAGACGAUGAUCUAAUUGUCAUUGACAAGCCGGCCGGUGUGCCCGUCCACGCUGCGGGUCGAUACCACUACAAUUCCGUCGUUGAGAUUCUCCGCGCCGAGCGAGGCCAUGGCUGGGUUCCUAGACCGUGCAAUCGGCUGGACCGACUCACCUCAGGACUGAUGUUUAUUGGAAAACAUCCCAAGGGCGCGGAGAAAAUGGCCGGUGCCUUGAUGGCGCGAACCGUGCAGAAGGAGUACGUCGCUCGCGUCAAGGGCAAGUUCCCCGACGGCGUGGUGGUCUGCGACCAGCCCAUUAUGCAAGUGAGUCCGAAGCUGGGUCUCAAUCGUGUGCGCGCUACAGGCAAGUCUGCCACGACAAAGUUCCGUCGUCUCGCCUAUUAUCCUCCUCAGGCGGCGGUUGCAUCUGCAGAGCAGCACGAUGCCCAUGGCGAUCGCGCGGAGACUCCUCCGCCCGUUCUCGCCAAUGAGGAUGAGGGGUACAGUAUUGUUCACUGUUUCCCCUUGACUGGCCGCACGCACCAGAUCCGAGUGCACCUCCAGUUCUUGGGUCAUCCGAUCACCAACGACCCUAUCUACUCCAACCGUCGCGUCUUCGGACCAGAGCUCGGCCGUAACGAAACAAGUGGUGACCGUGACGAUGAAAUCAUGGAGCGACUCCAUCGCAUGGGCAAGACUGAAGUUGCCGACACAGUCUCAUACCGCACUCAUUUGACCGCUGCGCCGAAUGUGCCCCCAGGCACCGACCCCGCCAUUCUGGCAGAGAUCAUGUCCCGAGAGCAACAAGCCGCCUCGGACGAGUACGAGAAGCGCAAGGGCGAGCGUCUAUCCGGCAAAUUCUGCGACGUCUGCGGAACAGAGUUAUAUACCGACCCCGGUCCCCACGAGCUCGGUAUCUUCCUACACGCCGUGGCCUACACCGAUCGUAACGGUAACUGGGGGUACCGCAGUCCAAUGCCCUCUUGGGGUCUCCCACCUCCUGGAUCGGAGGGGCCUCGUGAGGUUCCCGACUGGGCUCCUGUUCCCGAAAGUGAAGAGAUUGUGUUUGGUCACGGUACUGUUCCUCCGGAGAUUGGUGUUGAUGAUGAAAAUGAGCCGGCCAAGCCCAUGUCUAGUACGGUGCUUUUGACGGGUGUGGGGAUGGUGGACUUUUCGGACCCGAGGCAUGGUUUGAAUGGUGAUAUUCCCCAGUCGAAGGAGACGGAGACACAACCUGCUUCAAACCCUUGA